Molecule: messenger RNA, 316 nt
Organism: Racocetra persica
Lineage: Eukaryota; Fungi; Glomeromycota; Glomeromycetes; Diversisporales; Gigasporaceae
Source: the annotation of a GenBank genome assembly
AUGAAUCCCUGGCUAUAUUCCAAAUCUACCCAAAAACAAUAUGAAGAAUUAUUCUACUUAACAUUGGAUAUGAAAAAUGCAAUUCAUGAAGAACUUACUAACUAUCUUUCAGUUAUUUUAGAAGAACUUCUUCUCGAGAAAAAUCAGGAAACAAAUGCGAUUGAUGACUUGGUAAACUCUCAAAGCCAGAUAGGAAAUAUGAAAAAAUGCCAUUUUUGUCAAGUCUCUGAUAUCGAUAAUAAGAAGCGGCUAAUAGCGUAUUCUGAAAGUGAAACCCAAGAACCUCGUACACGUCCUGGUUUUACUGGUGAAUCAA